GAGGCUGGGCGUUGAGCGUGUGCAGGGAGCCCCAGGUUGGAGCGCAGACGGCUCCGCCUGUCAGCGUGGGGAGGGCGGCGUUAGUUAGUUAGUUACUGCCCUCGAUGUGCCGGCUGCCCUUUGACGCAGGACUGCUGCUGGAACCUGAAAUUAAAUAAUGAAUUGGCGAGAUCACGUGAAGCGUCGCUCUGAAAAUCCAAUGUGCUGGCGAGACUAGAUCGCCUCUCAAACUCCCCAGCCCAGCGGCCCCCGAGAUCGCUCUCAGAGAGGGAGACCGUUGCUGAAACAAGCCCCGUGGUGAACGAUUCGGGGAGAGGUUUUGGUGGAUUCCAUACCAAGCAGGCAUUUGGUUCUCUGAAGAAGUUGCAGUGCGGAGAAACAGGCAGGAGACCAAGGUAUUGAAACGCCCCAAACUGCAGAGAUUGUGGAGAACACAGUCACAGAUUCGAGGAGUUUCUGUCGGCCGUCAUUCACGGACCCAGCACUAUGUUCCGCGUGUCCUGGCCCACCACCCUGUGAGCGGCUGGAUGGUCUCUCCUUAACACUCUAUUCUCCACAAGACCCCUCCGUCCCACUGUGACCUAUAAGUAGCGGCUGCAGCCUCCCCCCCCCCUCCCCUCUUGUUGCGAUGAGUGGCUUCCUCUCGUACCUGGACCCCCGGCGGGUGCACUGGGGCGCCACAUGGGUGGCGUUGCAUUCCCGCAUCCUCCGCACCAAGCCGGUGGAAUCCAUGCUGGAAGACUCCACCCAGCACGGAGCGGGCCACUCCAGGCUGGCCCAGGUGCUCACCACCGUGGACCUGGUUUCUCUGGGCGUGGGCAGCUGUGUGGGCACUGGCAUGUACGUCGUCUCGGGCCUGGUGGCCAAGGAGAUGGCAGGACCUGGAGUCAUUGUCUCCUUUAUCAUCGCGGCAGUGGCCUCCAUCUUAUCAGGUGUGUGCUAUGCUGAGUUUGGAGUGCGGGUGCCCAAGACCACCGGAUCAGCCUACACCUACAGCUAUGUGACAGUGGGGGAGUUUGUGGCCUUUUUCAUCGGUUGGAACCUGAUUCUGGAGUACCUCAUCGGCACGGCGGCUGGAGCCAGCGCUCUGAGCAGCAUGUUUGACUCACUGGCCAACCACACCAUCAGUCAUUGGAUAGUGGAUGACGUGGGCACGUUGAACGGGCUGGGGAAAGGAGAGGAGUCCUAUCCUGACAUCCUGGCCAUGUUCAUCGCGGUCAUCGUGACCGCCAUCGUUUCGCUGGGAGUGAAGAAUUCUGUGGGCUUCAACAAUGUGCUGAACAUCAUCAACCUGGCGGCCUGGGUCUUCAUCAUGUUCUCCGGCCUUUUCUUCGUCGACAGCGCCAACUGGGAUGGAGGCAGGUUCCUGCCGUUUGGGUGGUCGGGGGUACUGCAGGGAGCGGCCACGUGCUUCUACGCAUUCAUCGGGUUCGAUAUCAUCGCCACGACUGGAGAGGAAGCAAAGAAUCCGAAUACUUCCAUCCCUUAUGCCAUCACUGCCUCCCUCGUGAUCUGCCUGACUGCAUAUGUGUCGGUCAGUGUGAUCCUGACACUGAUGGUACCUUACUACGCCAUCGACACUGAAUCGCCGCUGAUGGAGAUGUUUGUGCUUCAUGGGUUUCACGCGGCCAAGUACAUCGUGGCUAUCGGAUCAGUGGCGGGCUUGACGGUCAGUCUGCUGGGUUCCCUCUUCCCGAUGCCCAGGAUAAUUUACGCAAUGGCUGACGACGGUCUACUAUUCAGGUUUUUAGCUCACGUCAGUGCCUACACGGAGACGCCGGUUGUGGCCUGCAUCGUUUCGGGCUUCCUGGCAGGGCUGCUGUCCUUGCUGGUCAGCCUGCGAGACCUGAUUGAGAUGAUGUCCAUCGGGACGCUGCUGGCCUACACCCUGGUGUCGGUGUGCGUCCUGCUACUGCGCUACCAGCCCGAGAGCGACAUCGACGGCUUCGUCAAGUUCCUGUCGGAGGAAGGCACCAAGAAGAAGGAGGGAGUUCUGGCCGAGUGCGAGAAGGAGGCCGCCUCUCCGGUCAGCGAGGGCGAGGACUACUCCGACCCGGACAAGAACACGUGCGGGGCCAAGAACCUGCCCUCCCUGGGGGACAACGAGAUGCUGAUCGGAAAAGCAGACAAGUCAAGUUACGGCGUGAGCCACCCCAACUACGGCACGGUGGACAUGAGUUCGGGGAUUGAGGCAGACAGUUCGGAGAACAUCUAUUUAAUAAAGCUGAAGAAGCUGAUCGGACCUCGCUACUAUACCAUGAGGAUCCGCCUGGGGCUGCCGGGCAAGAUGGACCGUCCCACCAUCGUCACUGGCCGCACCGUCACCACCUGCGUGCUGCUGCUCUUCGUCCUCUCCUUUGUCUUCUCCUCCUUCGUGAUCUUCGGCGAGGAGUACAUCUACGAGCAGUGCUGGUGGGCCAUCCUCCUGGUCAUCCUCAUGGUGCUACUGAUCUGCUCCCUGGUCUUUGUCAUCCUGCAGCAGCCCGAGAACCCCAAGAAGCUGCCGUACAUGGCUCCCUGCGUCCCCUUCGUGCCCGUCUUUGCCAUGUUGGUCAAUAUGUAUCUCAUGCUGAAGCUCUCCAGCAUCACAUGGAUCCGCUUCGCUGUCUGGUGCUUUGUGGGUUUACUGAUUUAUUUUGGCUACGGGAUCUGGAACAGCAGCCUGGAGAUUGGGGCUCAACAGGAAGCUCUGAGUCAGAGUACGUACCAGCGUUACGACGUGGAUGACAGUCUUGCUUGCCCGGAGGAGGAGGGCAGCGAGUGGAAGGAGGAAUGGCCACCCUCCGAUCAGACGGGCUACCAAUCUCAGCAGGCAAUGCCCGACAUAGUGGGCAACCACAGGACCUACAACAGUAAAGCCAAAAGCAAAGGGAAGUAUGUCAAGACCUCAGAAACACUGAUUGCAAAUGAUGAGCUUGAUUAUCCCCCCGAGUAGCAGAUCCUGACCCCUCAGACCCUUGGACUAGUAUCAUGGAUGUGAUCUCUCCUUUAAUAAACAUCUUGCAGUGGUGUGGCUUUAAAAAGGCAAUAUGCAGUUUAUUUUAGGCUUCACAAUGUUGACUUAUUAAAGGGGCCCCGUUUUCAACAAUAAAUGUUUGGCAAACAUUUAAACUAAUCAGAAGUAAAGACAUUUUGGGCGGCACAGUGGCGCAGCGGGUAGAGCUGCUGCCUCACAGUGGCGGUGACCUGAGGUUGAUCCUGACCUCAGGUGGAGUUUGCACAUUCUCACUGCGACCGCGUGGGUUUCCUCCGGGU
This is a messenger RNA of Amblyraja radiata (thorny skate), 3255 nucleotides long. RefSeq names its product solute carrier family 7 member 14a (gene slc7a14a). The transcript has 10 exons. The record is from RefSeq and is a predicted model, not a curated record. Bases 629 to 2935 code for a protein of 768 amino acids. Gene Ontology annotation, molecular function: amino acid transmembrane transporter activity. Gene Ontology annotation, biological process: amino acid transport; transmembrane transport. Lineage: Eukaryota; Metazoa; Chordata; Chondrichthyes; Rajiformes; Rajidae. Gene Ontology annotation, cellular component: plasma membrane.